This is a messenger RNA of Ogataea polymorpha, 724 nucleotides long. RefSeq lists its product as uncharacterized. The transcript has a single exon. Gene Ontology annotation, biological process: protein quality control for misfolded or incompletely synthesized proteins; mitochondrial protein processing. Lineage: Eukaryota; Fungi; Ascomycota; Pichiomycetes; Pichiales; Pichiaceae. Gene Ontology annotation, molecular function: metalloendopeptidase activity. Bases 21 to 695 code for a protein of 224 amino acids. The record is from RefSeq and is a predicted model, not a curated record. Gene Ontology annotation, cellular component: mitochondrial inner membrane.
CGCUCAGGGUCAAGGCCAUCAUGGCCCGAUUGAUAAAGGCUGCCGAGAACUACAUUGACCCAGACACGGGCGAGCGGACCAAUUUGUUUGCGGACCUCAAGACACACACGAUGCCGGCAAUUGAGUGGAAAAUCCACGUGAUCGACGACGUCAACAGGGUGGCCGGCAGGCCGACACCAAACGCCUUUGUCAUCGGCGACGGCAAAGUGUUUGUGUUCCGGUCGAUAAUGCAGAUGACGCCGACCGAUGACGAGCUGGCGACCGUCCUGGCACACGAGCUGGGUCACCUUCUUGCGCACCACAUCAGAGAGCGGCUUUCCGCGGCUCCCUUGUACACGGCCGCUGCGGUGCUGAUGAACACCAUUUUUGGCCCCUCGUCGUUCAACUCUGUGCUGUCCAACAUUUUGUUUGAGAGCCCAAACUCGCGCGCAAUGGAAACCGAGGCCGACUACAUUGGCCUGAUGCUGAUGUCGCUGGCGUGCUACAACCCGCACGAGUCGCCGCGGUUCUGGAACCGCAUGGUGCAGUACGAGCGACGCAGCGGCCAGAUGAUCCCGGAGCUGCUGAGCACGCACCCAAAGAGCGAGCGCAGAAUGCAGAAUAUCGGCGAGUGGAUGCCCCGUGCAGACAAGCUGUACGAGCUUGCCGGCUGCGCGGGCAUGCUGUCGUACAGAGACAUGUUCAAUAGAUGGUAGUGCGUCGAUCGGCGCGCGACCCACAAAAA